UUGUCCAGUGAUGGUUCUUGUUUUUACUUUAUGUCUUUGACAAAACAAGAUAUUUCUUUUCUCUUAGAACGAGACAAAACUAGAUAUUUCAAAGCAUGAACAGUAAACGCAUGGACGAAUGUUUGGUAUAUCUCUUCCUCUUUUGUUGAUUUUCACAAGAAGUCCAAAUUAGUUUGCUUCUUCCCUCUUCCUCAUCUGUGAAUGUGAGGCUCUCAAUAAGUCCGUCAAGUCACUAUACAAUAAUUGUAUUUAAGACAUCAGGGAUGAUGUCACCACGACAUCUACAUCUGCAUCUUCUCCGAAAUUCUCAAAACUUUUAUGUAUCCUGAAAAUAGUCGCAGUUACUCUACCUCUCUCUCUCUUUCUCUAGUAGAGAAAAUGGAAAUAUCAGUUGUAUCGGUAACAGUUUCAGUAGUUGUAGUUGUUGUGUCACUGUGGGUAUGGAGAACUUUACAGUGGGUUUGGUUUAAACCAAAGAUGAUUGAAGGUUACCUGAGAAGACAAGGUCUUGCCGGAACUCCUUACACGCCUCUUGUCGGUGAUUUAAAGCGGCAUUUCGCCAUGUUGGCUGAGGCAAAAUCCAAACCCUUCAAACUAACGGAUGAUACUACAACUCGUGUCGUGCCUUAUCCCUUGCAAAUGCUCAAGACUCACGGGAGAACUUUCUUUACAUGGCUUGGACACAUACCAACCAUCACCAUAAUGGAUCCUGAGCAAAUCAAGGAAGUUUUCAACAAAGCUUACGACUUCCAGAAGGCGCAUACGUUUCCUUUGGGCAGAUUAUUAGCGGCUGGACUAGUUAGUUAUGAUGGUGAUAAAUGGGCAAAACACCGAAGAAUCAUCAACCCAGCUUUCAACCUUGAGAAGAUCAAGAAUAUGGUACCUGCGUUCCACCAGAGCUGCAGCGAUAUUGUUGGCGAAUGGGACAAGUUAGUGUCGGAUAAAGGGUCUUCCUGUGAGGUAGACGUUUGGCCUGGGCUUGUGAGUAUGACUGCAGAUGUGAUCUCCCGUACUGCUUUUGGCAGUAGCUACAAAGAAGGACAGAGGAUAUUUGAGCUCCAAGCAGAACUAGCACAGCUCAUCAUUCAAGCUUUUCGGAAAGCUUUCAUCCCUGGAUACAGUUAUCUCCCUACAAAGGGUAAUAGAAGGAUGAGCGCAGCAGCUAGAGAAAUCAAAGUUAUACUGAGAGGGAUCAUUAACAAAAGGUUAAGGGGGAGAGAAGCUGGCGAAGCACCCACCGACGAUUUGCUGGGUAUACUUCUUGAAUCGAAUCUGGGGCAAACGAAAGGCAAUGGAAUGAGUACCGAUGAACUGAUGGAGGAGUGCAAGUUGUUCUAUUUCGCUGGGCAAGAGACUACAUCAGUACUUCUGGUUUGGACAAUGAUUCUGUUAAGCCAACACCAAGACUGGCAGGCUCAUGCACGAGACGAAGUGAAGAAAGUCUUUGGCGAUAAAGAACCUGAUGCAGAAGGGCUGAACCAGCUCAAAGUUAUGAAUAUGAUACUUUACGAGGUCCUCAGGCUAUAUCCUCCAGUAAUCCAGCUGACCCGAGCCAUUCAAAAAGAGAUGAAGCUAGGCGAGCUGACAAUCCCAAGCGGUGUUCAGAUCACUCUACCCAUUCUGCUAGUCCAACACGACACGGAGCUGUGGGGAAGCGAUGCAGGGGAAUUCAAGCCAGAUAGAUUCAAAGAUGGAGUGUCAAAGGCAACAAAAGGCCAAGUCUCCUUCUUUUCUUUUGCGUGGGGACCGAGGGUAUGCAUCGGCCAGAACUUUGCACUGCUUGAGGCAAAGAUGGCGAUGGCUUUGAUUCUACGGAAAUUCUCCUUUGAGCUUUCUCCUUCCUAUGUUCAUGCGCCUGACUCAGUCAUCACCAUUCACCCACAGUUCGGUGCUCCUCUUAUCUUGCACAAGCUCUAGCUAAUCCUAUGACACCUUCCCUUGUGUUGCUCUCAAAUAAACUUCCCCUACACGGAUGAUGCGAUUACACAUUAUACAAAACUCAAGAAUCUUUCUUUUAUGUACUGAAGCCAAAACUCAGACCCGAUUCUCACGAAACAAUCUCAGUUGUUCACCAGAUUUUUAGACAAGAGAUAAUCAAAUAAAACCUUUUGAGCA
This is a messenger RNA of Capsella rubella, 2115 nucleotides long. RefSeq names its product cytochrome P450 72A13. The transcript is spliced from 5 exons. The record is from RefSeq and is a predicted model, not a curated record. Gene Ontology annotation, molecular function: oxidoreductase activity, acting on paired donors, with incorporation or reduction of molecular oxygen; iron ion binding; heme binding. The coding region runs from base 319 to 1917 and encodes 532 amino acids. NCBI's taxonomy places the organism in Eukaryota, Viridiplantae, Streptophyta, Magnoliopsida, Brassicales, Brassicaceae.